Selaginella moellendorffii is the source of this 2587-nucleotide messenger RNA. RefSeq names its product protein ROOT HAIR DEFECTIVE 3 homolog 2. The record is from RefSeq and is a predicted model, not a curated record. Gene Ontology annotation, molecular function: GTP binding; GTPase activity. The transcript is spliced from 21 exons. Gene Ontology annotation, biological process: endoplasmic reticulum membrane fusion. Bases 258 to 2510 code for a protein of 750 amino acids. Gene Ontology annotation, cellular component: endoplasmic reticulum. Lineage: Eukaryota; Viridiplantae; Streptophyta; Lycopodiopsida; Selaginellales; Selaginellaceae.
UACAGUGGGCAACGAAACAGAGCAGUCGCUCUGCCCUAUUUUGUGUUCCCGUUCCCUAGCGAGCGCCGAUCGUGAGGCGCGUGGCUCCGAUCGAAAUCGAUCCAGUCGCCAGCAUUCAUCGGCACAGAUCGGCGUGCAUCUGAUCGCGAGCAGGGUUUUGAGGGGUUUUGUGCGAAUCGAUCGAUCCAGCAUUGCCUAGUGCCUUCUAGGGUUCUUGGAUCCAUUCUCCCAGCAUUCUUGCCCGAUCCUUCCACAAGAUGCAUAGCCAGGAGAAUGGAUUCACGGUGCCCACGAUGCAGCUGAUUGACGGGAGCGGUAAAUUUAACGAGGCUGGAUUGGAAGAGUUUGUGAAAUCCGUGAGGCUGCCGGAAUGUGGGCUAUCCUAUGCUGUGGUGUCGAUUAUGGGUCCACAAAGCAGCGGGAAGAGCACGCUCUUGAACCAUUUGUUUCGUACGAGGUUUCGAGAAAUGGAUGCUUUCAAGGGAAGGUCUCAGACAACACAAGGAGUGUGGCUUGCCAAGGCCAGCGGUAUUGAGCCGUGCACACUGAUAUUGGAUCUUGAAGGCACGGAUGGUCGUGAGAGAGGAGAGGACGACACUGCUUUUGAAAAGCAGAGCUCUUUGUUUGCGCUAGCUGUUUCGGACGUUGUUUUGAUAAACAUGUGGUGUCAUGAUAUUGGUCGAGAGCACGCAGCCAACAAACCUUUGCUGAAGACCGUCUUUCAGGUUAUGAUGCGGCUCUUCACACCCCGUAAAACAACGCUCUUGUUUGUCAUCCGGGACAAAACGAAGACGCCUUUGGAAGUUCUGGAGCCUAUUCUCAGAGUGGACGGAUCGGGAUUUCCUUUAAGUACACAUGAAAUAUGGAAGGUCAUCAAGGAAAACAAGGACUUGGAUCUUCCCGCGCAUAAGGUUAUGGUAGCUACCGUGCGCUGCGAAGAAAUUGCAAACGAGAAGUUUUUGGCACUUUCAGCUGAUGAGGAAUGGAGGGAGCUCUCUGAGGCUGCAAAGUCCGUUCCAGUUGCGGGAUUUGGAAAAAGACUAGAUUCAUUACUGGAUCAGUAUGUUAGCUCGUACGAUUCAGAAGCAGCAUACUUCGAUGCACAAGUUCGAGACCAUAAAAGAGAAUUCUUGAUGAAUCGAAUCUUGGAGCUUGUUCAACCGUCCUAUCAAGCAGUUCUAGCUCACUAUAGAGCGAAAGCGUUAGCAACCUUCAAGCAGGCUGCUGACGCAAGCUCCGCAUCGUCGGAAACAGAAGGAUUUGCAGCUGCAAUAAGAAGAUGCACUAAAGAAUGUCUUGACGAGUUUGACCGCGGCUGCGAAGAUGCAAAUGUUAAACUUGCUGGUUGGGAUUCUUCAAAGGUCAAGGAAAAGCUUCGUAGAGAUGUAGAUGCUCACGCAUCCAACCUGAAAGCGAAACGGCUUGCGGAAAUAGUGGGAAAGUCGGAGCGGCAACUAGAGGACGUUUUGGGGAACUCUGUGUCAACAUUACUAGAUGCGGCAUCAUCAGAUACUUGGCCGUCGCUGAGAACUUUGGUGGCUCAUGAAACUAAUUUGGCUAAAGACGCUUUACUGCAAGCUGUCUCGGGCUUUGAGCUAGAUGCAGCGGAAUUAAGGAGGAUCGAAGAGGACUUUGUAGCUUUUGGGCGAAAUGUGGUUGAGAAAAGAGCCAGAGAAGAAGCAAGUCAAGCUUUAAUUCGCAUGAAGGAUAGAUUCAACACAGUUUUUAGCCACGAUGAGGACUUGAUGCCAAGGGUAUGGACCGGUGAAGAAGACGUGAGAAUGAUCACGAAAGACGCUCGUUUAUCGGCUAUUAAGCUUCUUUCUGUGCUAUCUGUGAUACGCUUGGAAGAAGAUGCUUCUGAUAACGUCGAGGAAACACUGACUGGGUUGCUCGGAGAAAUUCCAGAACGCUUGCAAUCUCCAGCUAAUGCAACUGCAGUGGACAGGUCCUUGGCAACGUCAGCUUCCAGCGCGUUGGCUGCAAGUACCUGGGAUGGAGUUCCAUCGGAGAAAAUGUUGUUGAGUCCAAUAGAUUGUCGAAAUCUAUGGAGACAGUUCAAAGCUGAGACUGAGUACACUGUCAGUCAAGCUCUAGCUGCACAGGAGGCAAACAAGCGCGGUGCUUCCUGGCUACCUCCACCCUGGGCGAUUGUCGCCAUGGUGGUUCUCGGAUUCAACGAGUUCAUGGCUUUACUAAGGAAUCCUAUCUACUUGGCAGUUGUCUUCGUUCUCUACUUGGUGGGUAAGGCCGUGUGGGUGCAACUCGACAUUGGCCGUGAGUUCCAAAAUGGAAUGCUAUCCGGGAUGAUCUCGAUCUCCACAAAGCUGCUCCCAACGUUCAUGAACAUAAUGAAGCGCCUGGUGGAAGAGGGCCAGCAAGCAACCACGGGAAGCAGCGGCGUCUACCGUGAGGUCCCAAUGGAAGAAUUUCCAUCCAGCAGCGAUAGCUCGUCCUCGGAGAGCAGCAAAGCGCGACGAAGGCAGCAAGGUUUGUCCAAGCAGCAUUGAUUCUUACGUUUCGUUUUUGUUACUUGGCGAGUGUGUAUAAAUUGGAUGAUAUAUAGAUGGAUUUUUUUGAUGAUCAA